AUGCUCUUCAGUCUAGAGUUUCCUUUCUGACUCUGCAUUUAGACAGUCAGAUUCAGAUUUCCAUUUCACUUUUUGUCAACAAUGUAGACAUAAAAUUUCUUGCAACAUCAUCAAACAUUUGAUCUCGGCUUUUUUCAAGGAGAGGACAGAGUGAAGCACAAACAUUGGAUGAUCAUUAACCAGCUUCAAAAAUGGGCUUGACCUCCGGGAACGUCUCUGAAUGCCUAAACUGUACCCAGACUGUGGAUCCAGUGAAUGUUUCUAAGGCCAUAUUACUGGGGGUCAUCUUGGGGGGGCUGAUCAUUUUUGGGGUCCUGGGCAACAUUCUGGUUAUACUUUCAGUCGCCUGCCACAAACAUCUACAGAGUGUAACUCAUUAUUGCAUUAUAAACUUGGCUGUGGCCGAUCUCCUCUUGACUUCUAUUGUCCUCCCUUUCUCUGCCAUUUUUGAGAUAUUGGGCUACUGGGUUUUUGGGAGAAUUUUCUGCAACAUCUGGGCAGCUGUGGAUGUUCUGUGUUGUACAGCUUCUAUCAUGAGUCUCUGUGUCAUCUCUAUAGACCGAUACAUUGGGGUGAGCUACCCACUCAGAUAUCCAACCAUAGUGACUGAAAAGAGGGGUCUCCUAGCCCUGUUGUGUGUCUGGGCGCUCUCUCUUGUGAUCUCCAUAGGACCCCUCUUCGGCUGGAAGCAACCAGCUCCAGACGAUGAAACAAUAUGUCUGAUCAACACUGAUCCUGGUUAUGUGUUGUUCUCCGCUCUCGGCUCGUUCUACCUCCCCUUGAUCAUCAUAUUGGUGAUGUACUGCCGAGUGUACGUGGUGGCCAAAAGGGAAAGCAAAGGACUCUCUCGUGGCCUGAAAACUGAGAAGUCCCAUUCGGAAGAAGUGACCCUCCGCAUCCAUCGCAAAAACACUGCAGACCCCAGCAGAUCUUCACCCAGCGCAAAGCACAAAUCCAAUUUCUCCGUGAGGCUCUUGAAGUUCUCCAGAGAGAAAAAAGCAGCCAAGAGUCUGGGGAUAGUUGUGGGAUGCUUCAUACUCUGCUGGCUUCCUUUCUUUUUAAUCAUGCCCAUUGGUUCCUUUUUCCCUGCUAACAAGCCCUCGGACACAGUUUUUAAAAUCGCAUUCUGGCUUGGGUACCUAAACAGCUGCAUCAACCCCAUCAUCUAUCCAUGUUCAAGCCAAGAGUUCAAAAAGGCAUUCCAAAACGUUCUGAGAGCCCAAUGUCUCCAGCGCAGACACUCUGCGAACAAGUACUCUCUCAGCUUCAACCUCAACCAUCCAAGCGGCCACGUGGCACAACCUCCAAAGGACAUCGUCCGCAUUCCUGUCGGGUCCGGAGAAACCUUCUACAAGAUUUCCAAAUCGGAUGGCAUCUGUGAGUGGAGGCUUUUUUCAGCCAUGCAAAGCAUGCCGACCAAAGGCGCUACCUCUAAAGACAAGUCCAGUUGUGCUACGGCCAAAGUGAAGAGCAAAGGCUUCUUGCGGGUGUGCUGUUGUGCAGGCGCAUCAGGAACCACCCCCCAGGAAGACCGGAAAGUGCCCCCCAUUAAAAUACACACCAUCUCCAUUAGCGAUAACGGGGAAGAUGUCUAA
Messenger RNA from Euleptes europaea (tarantolino), 1595 nucleotides. It is a transcript of the gene ADRA1A, whose product is annotated as adrenoceptor alpha 1A. NCBI's taxonomy places the organism in Eukaryota, Metazoa, Chordata, Lepidosauria, Squamata, Sphaerodactylidae. Gene Ontology annotation, cellular component: membrane. The record is from RefSeq and is a predicted model, not a curated record. The coding region runs from base 192 to 1595 and encodes 467 amino acids. The transcript has 2 exons. Gene Ontology annotation, molecular function: alpha1-adrenergic receptor activity. Gene Ontology annotation, biological process: phospholipase C-activating G protein-coupled receptor signaling pathway; adenylate cyclase-activating adrenergic receptor signaling pathway; cell-cell signaling.